GGGACAUCAAGACCCCCAUGCCCCUGGUUGCUCUCCUGGACCUGAGCUCCCAUUUCAGAGGGAGUCACGAAGCCCCCACCCCGACCUUCAGCACCUUCCAGCCUGUGGACUUGACCCGCAGGAGCUGCCGGGGCCUGGGCUUGCUCCCGGGGCCCAGACUGCAGACCCUGAGGGCUGAGGAGGCCCAGCCCGGCGACACAGCCCCAGCGGGCCACUCUGCGGUAUUGCCCCAGUCCCCCGGGGCUGCCCAGCCCCCAGACGAAGCCGAGGAGGUGCCUGGGGAAGGAAGCCUGUCCCUACAGGCUGAGAUCCGGGAUUGGUUCCAGAAGACCCAGGCCCACUCGCUCCUGCAGCACGGGGCAGCCCCUGCCUGGUUCCAUGGCUUCAUCACCCGGAGGGAAGCCGAGAGGCUGCUGGAGCCCAAGCCUCAGGGAUGCUACUUGGUGCGGUUCAGCGAGAGCGCGGUGACCUUCGUGCUCACUUACAGGAGCCGGACUUGCUGCCGCCACUUCCUGCUGGCCCAGCUCAGGGACGGGCGCCACGUGGUGCUGGGCGAGGACAGCGCCCACGCGCAGCUGCAGGACCUGCUGCUGCACUACACGGCACACCCGCUCAUCCCCUACGGGGAGACGCUCACCGAGCCCCUGGCCCGCCAGCAGAUUCCAGAGCCUACAGGACUUUCCCUUAGGGCUGAAGAACCAGAUUCUGGAAGCAAAAACCAGGACCCAAACCCUCAGUACAGUCCAAUCAUCAAGCAAGCCCCAGCCUCAACACAAAAAGAGGGGGCUUGGGAGCCAAAGGAGCCCUCCCAACUGCCCAGGCCCAAGCCUCCCAUUCCCGCCAAACCUCAGCUGCCCCCCGAACUCUACACGAGCCCCCAUCCACGAUCCCGCCGGGCCCCACGCCCCAAGCCCACCAACCCUAUCUACCAUGAGCCUGACGAACCCAUAGCCUUCUACGCCAUGGGCCGGGGCAGCCCCGGGGAAGCCCCCAGCAACAUCUAUGCCGAGGUAGAGGGUGAAGGCCCACCGGCCGUGCCCGUGCACCCUGUCCUAUAGAAGUGCCGGUCCAGACCUGUCCCAGGAAGCCAGAAUCCAGGUGGGCCACCGCUGCAUUCUGAGAACUCUGUGGCUGGACAAGGCCCUCCCCUGGCCCACAAGCCCACAUCCCCCUGGAGACACACCCUUCCCCACAAUUUUUCUAGAUAGAUGCUUCUGGACAAAGGACAGGCGUGGCUCCCCCUUGGGCCUCCUCAGUAGGCAGUGAGUCUGAGCUGGGGGAGAAUAACUUAGAACAUCAAGUGCAAAGACCACCACACACACCUGGGCACCCUUCUCAGGAAACAUGGAUGGAACAAGCCGUAGGUGAUCAAAGCUGGAAAGGACCUCAGCCAUCAUCUAUUGCAAGGAUGGCAGAGAUGUCACCUUGCAUGCCAACCCCAAUCCAUUGGUUGUGGCUGCCUAGAUCACUGCAUUGUAAAGGAUGUUAAGGUCAUAUCUGAACUCAGCAGAAAAGAGCACCGUGAUUGAUGAGUGAUGUCUGCCUUGGUUGAGGGAAGGAGGAAGAGCAGCAUUUCAUUUGUCCUUACAGAUGAAGUCCAAGUCCCUCACUGUGCAGACAAGGAAACAAAGCCAGAGAGGGCUAGUGACUUGACCAAGGUCAAGGACUAGAACCCAGGCUUCCUGAUUCCCACUUAGUGCUCUGUCCCUUACCCCGCAUCCACGAACUCUCCUCUGCAGGAGACAUCAAAGAUUUCCUCAGACAGGAAAUCAGGCUGCUUUCCAGAGUGCUGCCACUCAGGGGCCUAGGUGCUGGAUCCCAGCUUAACCCUGUCCCCCUGGCAGGCCUGGCACCCCUCAAAGAAGCCUGGAGGUCAGAGGAGCAAAUGUGGAGUCCGUUUCCUCUUCAGGACACGUCCACUGGCUCCCUCCUGCGAGUCCCCAAGAGCCCAGUGGCUCAGUGCUUGGCGACCCUCUAAGGCGGCAAGCAAGCAGGCUAGGAGGGCCCUGCUGGCUCCCACUGCCCUGGUUUCUCCUCCUGGAGUCUAAUUUCCUUGGCCCUGUGAGCCUUUGAGUCUGGGCCCUGGUCCAAGGCUGCUGUUAUCUGAGGAAUGGUUUGGUGAGAACAGAUGUUAGAACUUGUUUGUUGAUUCUUGUCUGGCUAAUAAAUCAUCAGCAACCGCCUCCCCCCACAGGGAUCCAAGUCCUCAGGCUCCUUCUGUCUGUCUCUGACUUUCUCUCUCCCUCAUAUCGUGCAAGGCGAGUGGUUGAACUGCCAUUGCAGUAGGGAUAGAGGGGUCUGGGGCUUGAGAGACACCUGGGCAAGGGUCACAGACCUACCGGCUGAGAGCCGGGAGACGCAAGGCAGGGGACACAGACCUCUCUCUGCAAAGUAUUCCUUCUCCAGCUGGGGCAGAGGCAGCCAGGGGCAGGGGGUGGCUGCAUCACCUGAGGGGUGCCAGUAAAGAAAGAGGGACAGGGAGGGGUGCGGUCGAGGGGUAGCCCCUUCACCAUCUCUGCAACCCCUCUGCCAAGCAUGGAACUGGGGGCAGGAAGGUGUGUUAUAAGCCUGUGUGUGCGAGUCCUUGGACAGGAAUCCCCCCUGAAAUGGCUCCAGGAUUCUCUUGUGUAUCUUCCUAGCCUCUUGGGUUUGCCUCAGUCAGGACCCCAUUCCCUCUCCUGUCCCUCCUGUGAUGUUUCCCCCUUCUCUGCCCAGACCCACUUCAGGGCCAGGCUCCUGCCCCUGUGCAAAGCUUCACAUUCUGGGGCUCCAGCCACCUGGAGGAAUACAUCCUAGGACUUAACUUUUGUCUCUGACUGGGGGCUUUCUGAGGCAGGGCUGUGUCUGCCCCUGGAGCAUUCUCAGGGCUCAAAGCAGAGAUCGCCCUCCAAGGCCCAUCCAGAAGUCACCCAGGCCUGGGUACUCCUAUGGUCCCAUCUGUGUAGCCUGUUCUUAGGUAUCCAUUCCUGCGAGAGCUUAGUUAAGGCAAUCAGUGCCUGUCAGGGUCCCUCUUCCUGCCAAGUGGCCCUGGACCAACCUGAGGCACAGAGAUCCUCUAGAUCCUUCCUUCAAGCCAUGGUCCCUAAGCCUGGGUGCUGCCACCACACCACACCACCCCCAGCCUGGCACAGGCGCCAGCUCGAGUGACUAGCAAAUUCCCCUCCUUUCCACUCCAGUGCUAAUCAGCUUAAGGAGAAAUAUGGUUGCUGAGUCAACAGAGUUGGGGUUCCACUUCCUUUUGUUUAGACCUCAGGUCUAAAUGCCCUCCCAGCAAGAGAAGAGGUGGGGAGGGAGGCAGAGGGGGAGGAGGAGAGGAGCAGAUGGCUUUGCUGAAAUCAGGGAGGAGGCUGAAAGUGCAAGAAAGGUCUCCGAUUAGACUCAGGGGGUCACCUCCUGGCAGAUUCCUUGCGGCUGAGGGAGGUGGCAGAAGAGUGGCUUACUAUACAGCAAGAGGUAGAAAUCAGAAAGUCAGAAAACAGGAUUUCCUCAGAUUUUGGGGUAUAACAGCAUGGGAAGGUGUGGGGAGGGGACCAGAAAUGCCUAGUGACCCCCUUACUGUUUCUAGAGAAGCAAAGCCUACUAGACAAGGGCAGAGUGCGACCCAGGGACCUCUCCCUCCUUCAGCUCCACACAGCUCAGGGUGGUGGGAGAGUCCAGAUGAUGCUAUGUCAUCAAGAGCCCGGGUUCCUGUCGUGGCACUGUGCUAAUUAGCUGUGCAACCUUUGGCAGGGAACCCUUUUUCUGUGCCGCUGCUCCCCACAUUCCUUAUGAAAGAAAGCGAUUGGCCCCCUCAUUUGCACACACGGUUGCUGGUACAGGUGAGACCACGAAAAUGAAGGGCUUUGAAAAGCAGUACUGCUGGGGCUAGAAGGCACUUGAGAGCCCUUGUGAGAGACAUUCUGGUUCAACUACAGAGGAAACUAAGGUGACAGGGAGCAGGAGGCAGUCAGGCCCAGGGCCCGAAUCUUGUCAUCCCAACUCAGUGUUCCUCCCAAUACCAUGGGCCCUCCCAGACCAAAGGAUGAGGUCCCGGGCCUGCCCAGGGCUGCCUGAAGACCCAGGCAGCGGAACCUCCCUGCCCCUCACCACUGGGGGCACCCAUGCCCCCUCCUGCGGACUCCACUCCCACGCUGAGGCCUGGGGCUGUGGUGAGACCUCAGGAGGGAGGAGAGUUGAGUGACUUGUACAGGAGAAGGGGACUGGGCAAUUAUGCUGAGCAGGUCGGUCCUCCUCCCAGCCGGGGAGGGCAUUUUUCAGCUGACUCAGUCUGCCCACGGUCAUUCCAUCUUUCCCCCUGCCUCCUCCCGCAGGCCCCUCUGGCUCAGCCCCAGCCGAAGGUCCCCGUCAGAGCACGUGGAAGGCCUUGCCAUGAGCAGAGAAAAUUGCUCCCACCGCAGCGUCCAGCUUUGUGCUCCUGCCCCUGCCCCUUCUUCAGUGCAGCUGACCCUGAUGGCUCCUUCCUGCUUCAGUGUCCCCUAUCUGCUCUCUCAGCUAAUGCAGUAGACGGUCUCAGUAAGGUGACCUGUGACCUUGGCUCAGGGGCAGGGGGACUGAAAGCUACUAAAAACUCCCAAACCUCAGCUGUCCUGAUUCCAUAGCACAUCACCCCCCACAAACCCACUCAGGGAGGGUUGGGGGCCGGUCAUCACUGAGGCCCCACCCUUGCCUACCUCUGCCAGUCCUUACCUGAAAGCUGAACCUAGAGCAAGGAGGGAAAAAAGGACAGACAGGAGCACGCAGGACAGAGCAUCCUGGCAUCCUUGCCACUUCCCCCAGGCCCCACAGGACUUACCAGCCCCUCGAUACAUUGGGGCUUCUCGGACAGCAAGCUGAAUACCUCGGCUGGGGUACAGACCUGACGGGGCCCCUCCGAAGGGGUCUGUGGCACUGAAACACCCUCGUAUGACAACUUGUCAUCUCAGUGCAAGUGUGAUGCUUAUAGCCCUCAGCCCUGCUGUCCUGGGCAGAACAACACCACACCCCAGAGCAUUCCCGCCCCGCCAACACCUGCCUGGGAUAUCUGGAUCCACUUCUGACCAAGGCCUUCGCACCUUCCUCAUUCUGCCCACUGGCUGUUGCUGCCAUGCCAGCUUUCACCAGUAUCAUUCCUUAAAUCUCC
Microcebus murinus (gray mouse lemur) is the source of this 5119-nucleotide messenger RNA. The record is from RefSeq and is a predicted model, not a curated record. Lineage: Eukaryota; Metazoa; Chordata; Mammalia; Primates; Cheirogaleidae.